AGAGUUUCUCCGUUGACUGCAAACUACACCAGAAGUCUCUGCUGCGGCACACUGACACUCACACUCAGUUCAUAUGCUGAAGGUGGAGAGAAGACUCAGCGCAUGAGGAUCUGUGAAGGAUUUUCUGACAGGUGCACUUGCUAAAUGAAGAAAAUUUAUGUUGGACAGAUUUCUUUGUGAAGAUCAACAUCGCUGAAUUGAACCACAGCUGCAAAAUGACAGCUGCCACAAAGCUACUGGAUGAGAUGUGCCACCUGACGGCUCAGUCUCUGACACCAAUGGUCACGUCAGAGCACUUCAAGGUCCUGAAGCUCCUGGGCGAAGGCUCAUACGGCAAAGUCAUGCUGGCUGUUCACAGGAAGAGAGGUACUCCGAUGGCUCUGAAGUUCUUCCCUCGUGAGUCCACCCCUCUUGUCUCUUUCCUGAAAGAGUAUAACCUCUCUCUGUCAUUCUGCACUCACCCGUCCCUGACCAGAGCCCUGGGGAUCGCCUACUCAACACCUUCACACUACGUCUUCGCUCAGCAAGCUAGCCUUUUCGGCGAUCUCUUUGAUGUCAUCUUGCCUGAGGUUGGAAUGGAGGAGGACUGUUGUCAGCGUGUGGUGUCCCAGCUGUGUGGUGCUCUGACCCACCUGCACUCUCUUGGUUUUGUCCACAGAGACCUCAAACCGGAGAACGUCUUCCUGUGUGACUCCGCCUGCCGAUGGGUCAAGCUAGGAGACUUUGGCAUGGUGAAGGCCAGGGGCACCAGGGUCCCAGAGGUCUGGUACAGCUCUCCUUACUGCACCCCUGAGGCCGAGAUUGCUCGCGGAAACGAGGACAGCUGGAGGAGCAUGAGCGACGGGAAUGAUGGCGUUAAGAAGGAUGAAGAGAUGGAAAAGAAGGCCAGAGUUUGGGUGUCUGUGGAGCCCAGCACAGAUAGCUGGGCGCUGGGGAUCCUGACCUACGCCAUGCUCACCGGCAGUCAUCCCUGGGCUGAAACAGCCAGCGACUGCCGUGCGUACCUGAAGUAUGAGGAGUGGUUUGACCAAACAGAAGGCCCUGAUGAUGAACUGGAUGUAUGGGCAGAGCCGCAGGGCGAGAGCACGCAAGAUUUGAUUGGGGUAGAACUUGGAAAGAAAGACCACCCUCCCGUAGCGCCCCAAUUUGCAUGUUUCACGCCGCUAGCCCGCUCCUUCUUCCGGUCGCUCCUCGACCCAAGGCCCCGGUAUCGUGGACGACCCGAGGUUGCAUUGAAUUACCUCGGAGGUGACUGGGUGAUGGAGAAGGAGAGGGUGAGGCUGGAGGAAGAGAGGAAGAAGAGCAGAGGGAAAGGAGCAAUUAGGAACAUGAAGGAGAUGGAGGGGAGAGGAGAGAGAUAAGGAGACUGGGAAAUAAUGAAGCAAUUUUUACACUAAAACAUGGGAUAUAUCAAGGACAUGAGAUGUUCAGGUUUAUUAUUGAACCUGACUAAUAUUGUUUUUAGUUUUUAUUUGCCUCAAAAAGGGGUUGUUGUCAUAAGCUAGAAACACUGUAGAGCCUACAGUAGAUAAACACAUAAACAUUCUCCAGUUCAAGCUUCUCAAAUAUGAGAAUUUGCUGCUUUUCUACAUAUAUAUAUAUAUAUAUACACACACACACACAUAUAUAUAUAUAUGUAUACUGUUAUGGAGCAUGUAAUUGUAAGCACUUACAAUCUUUUGCAGCCAUUGUUUUCACUGUUUUUAGUCAAUUAUUUAAAGAAAUAACUACCAGCAAGAAAUAUUGUUGCAGCCCAACUGAAAAGACAAAGAUAUGGACAAAUGUAAAGCAUUAAUUCAAACAAGAUGGUUGCUAGAAAGGGUGUGCACAUCACCACAUUUUACAGUGAGAGGAUGUAGCUGAAGGUUUGAACUACUGGUGAUAACAUUUAUUUUUGGCAGUUAAUGAUUUAAAGGAUCUGUAUGCAACAUGGCAGAAAUGCUGACAGAGCUAAAGGUGUUAACAUGGAGGGGAACCAGAGGGUGAGCACUGCCAUUCUGCAGCAACGUCAUUCUGCCACCUUGGGUGGGGACCACGUUAUCAGCGGUGACUGCCAUACAAGCACAGUGCAUAUAGGCAGCAAUAGCUAGACAGUGGGAUACACACACAGGGACCAUGGAAGUAUAAAGAAGUAUAAAGAUCUGGACACAGUGUUUGCGGUGCAGCUCUGUUCAUUCCUGGGACAGCUGUUCAGUAGCACAUGAAGCCAAAAACUGCUGUAGUAUGAAAUUAUCCAGAGCUUCUGCAUGGUGGAGCCCGUAGAGCAAGCGCACUAGAGACCCUCGGCAGCCAUGCAGCUAGCUUUCACCAGCCGGACAGCUAACUUAUGGUUAGCGCUCCACUAAGGUGAAUAGGGUUAAAAUGAUUAAAUAGUGAGGCUCUCUCAGACUUUUGAAAUGUUAUCGGAUCGAAUGGAUCAAAUCCCAAUAGUGAAACUAAUGGCUUCGACUGUGAUGCUUAAAAAAUAAUGAUAUGUAAGUCUAUGGGAAGAAGUCUUUUUGGGCCAUGUGACCCCCCCCGAUAUGGUAAUUCCAUAUUUGGCCACUAUGUAAAAUUGGUUUCAAAGCCCAGUGCUGCUUCUACACACAGGGACUCACGUGUACUAGCACGCUUACGCUGUCACACCAUCUACCACAACAGCAAACAAGGGUUUUUACAGUCAUGACAACCCUGGAAAAGUCAUGGAAUUUGAAAAUAGCAAUUUCCAAGCCUGGAAAAGUUUUUGUGAAAUAAAUAAACCAAUAGAGUUUUGGAAAAUGCUUCAGAAAUACCUGUAUAAAAGGGUUAAUGUAAUGUAUAUGGUGUUAAUGUUCAGGCAGAUCAGCCACGUGGGUAACUUCAGAGUCUGACCUGCGUUGCAGCUUUUAGUUAGUCCAGAUGUAAAUUCAUGGAAUGCCAGGAAGAUGAGAAUUUUAAGGCCUAGCUUUACAAGUAUAAGGCUAGAGAAAGACCAGGACCCAGGCCAUGCAAAAUAUGGGCUGUGUAGUUAAAUUUUUUACAUUUCAAACUUGAGGGAGGCAGUGCUAGCCAGCCAUGCUAAAGGAGCUAACAUUAAGCACCAGGCUUCUGCUGCUGCUGCUGCUGCUGCUGCUGCUGAUGCUGCGUGAAUUUUCACCCUGGGGACUAACAUGGCACCCGCAACCAGCAGUGCUUCCCUCUCAACCAAAGGACCAUUUCGAUGAUAUGUCCCUAACUGCAGAGGUAGCCUACUGCCGGUAGGGACAUAGCAAAGUUAGGGACAAAGGUGGCUAAGUCUCACUAACGUUAUUCAUACAAGUCAUUUAACAACAAACUAGCUUUUUAGGUCAAGGUUUCCCCAGCAGCCAGCUAGCCCCCGGACUGUGGUAAACACAAGUGCUCAUAUACAGUAUGUGUACUUUUGGACCGGCUCCUCGUUAAAAAAAAAAAAAACGCACAGACCUUUCAGAGAAUGCAAAGUGGUCAUAGAAAUUUGCUUCAAAGUCAUGGAAAGUCAUAGAAAUUAUUGGUAAAAAUGAGCAUUAAACCUGAAAAACAUAGAGACUCAGAUUUUAACACACACAGAGGGAGCAUGACUUUGUUUCUGCUCAGGACACCAUUACUCCUACAUAGCAAAAAGUUGUUUGCUGCAAUAUCAAUCCUCCGGAUGUUGUAUACAGCACCUUUAAUUUAAUUUCUUUAUUAUUAUUAUUAUUAACGAUAUGUACUAUAACUAACUGAAUCAUAAACAUCAGAUUAAAAAUGACUUGAAAAAACAGCUGCAGUUCUGGGGAUUAUCAGUGUUUAGUAGUGCUGUAAUGCUAUCAUGCCCUUGUAAAAGAUACUGUCUUUAGCACACUGCAUUUAUAUUUGGAUUUAGACUUUUAUGUGUAUGCAUCAUAGUUGGCUAUGAGCUGUGUAUAGAUUGCAGUAGUGCCCAGUUUUUACAGCCAACAUGUCUGCCAGCAGACUGAGAGGAGCAGUGAUGAACCACAACACUCUGACCUGGCAAUGGAAGGAGAAAUUAAGUACAUAUUAAACUUUUCAGAGGCACUUUCUGGAAGUAAAUAUUAAUAUGCUGCAUAUAUUUUAGGAGCACUUGUAUUGCACUGUAAAUGUAGGCCUAAAUGGCAGUUUUUUGGUAAUGCUGUAGCACUUUGUAUGUAACUACAAAACCAUGUGUUCUCAAACUUGUAUGGUAACUGUACUAAACU
Molecule: messenger RNA, 4172 nt
Organism: Epinephelus moara (kelp grouper)
Lineage: Eukaryota; Metazoa; Chordata; Actinopteri; Perciformes; Serranidae
Product: serine/threonine-protein kinase SBK2
Exons: 5
Coding region: 216-1361 (381 amino acids)
Biological process (GO): peptidyl-threonine phosphorylation; peptidyl-serine phosphorylation
Molecular function (GO): protein serine/threonine kinase activity; ATP binding
Source: RefSeq, a predicted model, not a curated record